CGUAACCUGCUUCAGACUCGGAGUAAUUGAUCUGGGUUUCUAGCGGACGGCAGGAAAUUCACCGCGAAGGAGAGGCAGCUCACAGUCCCGAGUCUCACUGACACUUACAGAAUGGACACCAAAACCCCACCAGACAUUAGUUAAAUGUGUUUGAGUACAAAAACAACUUGUUGGAUCUCACAAAUUCUGUGUGUUUUUGUAUAAGAAUAUUGGAAUGAAUGAGGUAGAAACAUGUGAAAGUAUACUGCACCUUUAUUAGCACCUUUAUUACCUAGUCAUGUUAGUUGCGUAUUUUAUUUAAGCUAAAGUGUAAGGAAUAUAAAUAUGUAUUUGUGGGCGUACUGUCUUCUGCGUACACUUUACAGUUGAAGGUUAGAAUAUGCUGAGGUGAUCGAAAUUGUGGGUCAUGAUGGUGUAAGUUACAGACAGAAGGGAAUUUUUUUUUGGGGAAAAAAGUAACUACAGGAAAAGAAUAAAUAAAGGUGUUAUAUUGACUGAGACCAAAAUUUAACUUAAAAAAAAAAAGUAACAAACAAAGAAAUGGAAUGUGGAGAAAUUUCCUUGAGUGGCGUGGGAGACCUCGAGCUGGACCCAGACAUUGUAAGCGAGGAGGCGGGAAAAUUGUACUCUGAACUCCAGUCAGUUGUGGAGACUCAUGGAGCAGAUGCAGUUGAAUCACUGCUGCCCAUCCUGGUGUGGGUUCUUGAAGGGCUCGCUAGCUGUCGGGCUCAGCUGAGAGAGAGCGAGGAGGCUGUGGAGAAGGAGAAAUUAGAGAGGGAAGAGCUACUGGAGCGGUAUGAGAGAGAGAGGACACUGCGUAGGGAGAGCCAGGAACGGUAUUUGGAGUUAGAUGAUCAGUUCGAGCAGGAGAGGAGGGCAAUGCGUGGAAGAGACAAGGAGCGGGAGAAGAGAGAAAGAGAAUUGGAGAAGAAAGCCAGAGAGCAAGCUGAUCAGAUGGUGGCUUUGGAGGAGCAGAGAGCAAGUCUGGCCAGAGAGUUAAACACUUUGAAAAACACACAUAGCAAGUUAAUCCUGACAUAUCGAGAUGUGCUGGAAAAGAAAAAGGAGUUGGACAGGGAAGGGUCCCCUCUAAGAAAUCGCAUUCGCUCCAAAAGUACUGAGCCACCUGAAGAUAAUGCAGCCAUCCAGCAUGAGGUGAUCCCUGAAGUCACCUCCAACCCCAACAUAGCAGAAACUUCAGCUUCCACAGACACUACAGUGAUCAAAACAGAAUCUACCAAUAAUUCAUUCUUUAUCAAUGAUAUCAUAAGCUCAACUCCAGAACUGGUCCAGCUGGAGGGCCUUAUUAAAACAAGCACCCCACUUCGAACAGAGAGUGGAGAACCAGCCUGCAGUCCAGAGGAAGAGCUCAGACCAAUUAAGGAAGAGAGACGUGAGGAUGAAUUCGAUGGAGUAGAUGAAAAAGGGGAAAAAGAAAAGGACUUGGACAGUUUAGAGUGGGAGAUGAGAAAUACAGAUUCUGUGUUUUCGGAGCUCUCCGACCUCAGUCAAGAGUACGUGGAGAGCGUGGACCAUGGAGUCAGUGUGACGGGCAGCACAGUCCAGUUUGAGGAGAUUCUUUCACAGUAUGAGGAACUGAAACACACCCAUGAGAUGGUAGAUGCUGCUCGUAAGGCUCUUAUUUCUCGUGUAGAGGAACUGACAAAUGAGAGGUCUGCUCUGAACCUGGAGCUCACUUCCUGUCAAGAAACCAUCAACCGACUGGAGGGCAAAACCAAGGAGAUGGAAGAGGAGACCAAAAGGCUCCGCAAAGAACUGGAAGCAUUACAGGCUGAGGAUUCUGACACUUCUUUCUCCACCUCACACCGUCGAUUCUCUCGUUCAGAGAUGGCUCGUGUGGUCAUGGAGAAGAACCAGUAUAAAGAGCGGUUGAUUGAACUGCAGGAUGCUCUGCGACGGGCUCAGGCUUUUGGAGGUACUAGGCGUGAAAAGAUCCCAGAAGAUAGGAAGAGCAGUGUAUGGAAGAGGUUUAACCGUUUUCUUGGUUUGACAAAGGACCAGCUGGCUCCAGCUGCUUUGGCUCCGGCUGCUUUGGCCCUGACUGUCCCCCCGGUUGCCCCUCCCACUUCCUCACCAGUGAGCUCACCUCAUAUGCUAUCCGUCAGUGCGACCCAGACAGAGGAUCCUCCCAGGCUGAGGAGGAGAGAGCUGUACCGGGAGAUCCGCUCUCAUGUGUGGGGAACUCUGGGAAAAAGACAGGUGCACGGCUGGAGCAUGCCUCUUUCUCACACUGACGCACAGAACACCGAGCCGCUUCUCGAGCCGAAAGACGUGCCUGUCCUCACACAGUUGCGAAUGCUUGACCAAAGAGACGCUUCUGCGAAGCUGAACUGUGCUGUAGCAGUCCCACCAGAGGUGUCAGGAGAGCAGAACUGUUCUGUCUGGGUGAUCACUGGACCUGCUUCCAGUAGUGAUGUCACAGUGAUUGACCCAGCACGAUCCAAUACCAUCCUGGAUCAGUUCAGCCUUCCACUCACCUCUCCAGCUCUGUGCAUUUGUGCUGUGCCUCCCACCGGAGAAACAUUUGGGACUGUGUGGAUUGGAACACAGGAUGGCGGCGUGCUCGUUCAUUCAGCCUCUGGCUCUAGGAGGCGCUGUUUGCAGUCAGUCAGUCUUUCAGAGGGCGUGCAUUCUCUUACAUUCUCGCCAGGUCAGGUGAUUGCAGGUUUAGGCAAUGGAAUGCUCACAUUUUUCAGCUACAGCUCUGGUGGAUGGAACCUUCACUCUCAUGAAGUACUUUCACUGGGCAUAACUCCUCUGCAGCCCAUUCGUUGUUGCCUAGCAAAGAACGGCUGUCUCUGGGUGGGAUACUGGAACAAAGUAUUGAUUAUUGAUGUCCAAAAUAGGAAAGUGGAGAGAUCAUUCGCUGUGUCGCAUCGAAGUGAACAGCAGGUUCGCUUCCUGUGUGCAGCAGGAUGUGGAGUUUGGGCUUCCUGCCGGCUGGAUCCUACCCUCAGGCUCUUUGAUUGGACAUCCGGGCGACCACUACAGGAGGUUGAUGUUUCAUCAAUGAUAACCAAAGCUUUAGGCAAUGCAUUCCUGUCCCUUUCACCUCUUCAGAUCUCUGCCUUGUCUGUGAUCAGUGGGCGGCUGUGGGUGGGCACAGGAAGUGGUGCCGUUUUCUCCGUCCCACUGUCACUCGGUUCUGAGUCCUCUAUCCCAUAUUGCACUUUAGCUUCAGCUCAGCUGUGUUUUCAUGGCCACCGUCAGGCAGUUAAAUUCAUCAUCUCUGCUCCAGGCUGCCGUGGUUCUUCUGUUCCAGCAGAUGGUGGUGCCUCUACCUCUCAUCUGAUCCUCAGUGGUGGAGAAGGCUACAUCAAUUUCCGUAUUGGUGAUGAGGUUAGUGAUGGACUUGGUGAGACUGUCCCACAGAGAUCAGAACGAAGUCACGUGAUCAUCUGGCAGAGCCAAACUCAGUCGAUCCCUAGUUCCUCCCUUUAACAGUAAAUUUUCUAUAUGCUUGUAUGUAUUUCCUUUUUAAUGUUUGUUUAUUCAGAAGAACACUUUUUGUGUUUACUUUGCUGUGCACUUGUAUGUCUGACCCUAUUCCAAGUUAUUGCCUUUGAAAGAGCACAGAACGGUAUUACAGUAAGUGAUGUGACUGUCGAUGGCAGCCAUGUGUGUAAGUUUAUACAGCACUCAAAAUGGGUGACCCAGAAAAGGUGCAAAAAGAGUAAGAGAAAAUAUUUUGGUGUAGACAAGGCCCUAUUUGUUUGAGCCUUCUCCCAUGCUGUGUGCUGAUAAAUGUUGCAGUGCAGUUUUGUUUUUCAUUUACAGUUUUGACACUCGGCUUUAGCCAACUGUUUGGUAAUUGCUGUGCAUUUUUUGUCUUUUCUUUUUUGGGCUGAUGUUCUGUUUAUCAUGCUGGUUGGCUGCAAAAGUGAUUCUGAGCAGUCAGACAGAUCAUCUCAUCGACCUGCUUCUGUACUUGAAAUUUAGGCAGCCACAUCAUUCUCUCUGUAAAAGGACAUUUUUAAUUAAUUUAUUGGCAGAUUUAGCUACAAUUGUCAAACUAUGUAAAUAUGAAUGUGAAAAUGUUUAAACUUGGCUACAGCUGCUCAUUCACACUAGCCCUUUGUGAUGAAUCUGAACAAACGAGAUCAUUUCAGCCAUCGUUAUUACGCCUUGUCAGCAGAGCGUACCUUAAAGGAACAGUCCACCGUACUUCCAUAAUGAAAUAUGUUCUUACCUGAAUUGAG
Messenger RNA from Neoarius graeffei (lesser salmon catfish), 4220 nucleotides. RefSeq names its product C-Jun-amino-terminal kinase-interacting protein 4. Gene Ontology annotation, cellular component: cytoplasm. NCBI's taxonomy places the organism in Eukaryota, Metazoa, Chordata, Actinopteri, Siluriformes, Ariidae. The record is from RefSeq and is a predicted model, not a curated record. The transcript has 28 exons. The coding region runs from base 541 to 3462 and encodes 973 amino acids. Gene Ontology annotation, molecular function: kinesin binding; JUN kinase binding; signaling receptor complex adaptor activity. Gene Ontology annotation, biological process: vesicle-mediated transport.